CAUUGUGUUAUAGCAAUGUAUUUGGGUUGGGCAUACUUGCCAAAAGAAGUCUUAGAUUCAAUGGGUAUAACAUAUUACCCCAGCAAGUAUUGGUCAUUAGCACUUCCCAUUUGGUUGUUUGUACUGAUUAUAUAUCUUUACAUAGCCUUCUUUGCGAUCAACCUAUACAAUACAGCGCCAUUUGAUUCAUUUAAUACUAUCACAGGUGCGUAG
Molecule: messenger RNA, 213 nt
Organism: Lobosporangium transversale
Lineage: Eukaryota; Fungi; Mortierellomycota; Mortierellomycetes; Mortierellales; Mortierellaceae
Product: PIG-P protein
Exons: 2
Source: RefSeq, a predicted model, not a curated record